Messenger RNA from Acanthamoeba castellanii str. Neff, 693 nucleotides. Its product is annotated as Fbox domain containing protein. The record is from RefSeq and is a predicted model, not a curated record. Gene Ontology annotation, molecular function: protein binding. The annotation marks the transcript as partial. The transcript is spliced from 5 exons. NCBI's taxonomy places the organism in Eukaryota, Discosea, Longamoebia, Acanthamoebidae.
AUGGAAGUGUGCCCUCCUCCGGUCCGAGUUCAUGGCGCAUCGCCCGGCGACGGGGCCGCCCAAGUGGUCACCGCUCUCUACGGAGGCUGGCGGGUCACCUUGUCAGGGGCCGACACCAGCGCGGGCGAUGGCGGCGCCGGUCUGUUCGUGAAUGUAGAAUGGGUGGCCCUACCCAUCGAAAAGCUGUUCUUCCGCCCGCCAAUUCGGCCACUUGCGAUUGGAGGAGCGACCAAGAGGAAAAGGGAGGACGACCUGCGACUGGGACACGACGACGCGCGAGAACAGCGACCGCACAAGGCGAGUCGGCCGGCCGACGAUGACGCCUCCUGGUGCGAUCUCCACCAGGUGAACCACUCGCUGGUCGACGACUGCGACCAUUCAUCCGCUUCCGGAGGUCGUCGCGGAGACAAGAGCAGGCUGACCUUUGACAACCUACCGACCGAAGUACAAUGCGAAAUAUUCCUUCGUCUUCCGAUGCACGAGUGGCGCGAAAUGGCGUACGACGAGACGCUCUGGCACUCCCUCCAUUCCCUAUGCUUUGGCGGACCCAAGACCAAACCAGAGGCCACAUGGCGCAAGGAGUGCGGGAUUAUUCUGAGGCAACUGCAGCGACGCAAGAAAGGAUGCGAGGAGCACCUUGAAGCGGAAAGAAGUAACUUCAAGCGGAUCGAGUUCCUGUGGGCCAUCAAACGC